Harpegnathos saltator (Jerdon's jumping ant) is the source of this 1046-nucleotide messenger RNA. RefSeq lists its product as uncharacterized. Gene Ontology annotation, biological process: biosynthetic process. NCBI's taxonomy places the organism in Eukaryota, Metazoa, Arthropoda, Insecta, Hymenoptera, Formicidae. The transcript has 4 exons. The record is from RefSeq and is a predicted model, not a curated record. The coding region runs from base 8 to 802 and encodes 264 amino acids.
CUUGGAAAUGACUACAAGAAAUAAGGCGAGCAAAAAGCAAAUAUUUCUUCUACCAGGAAUCAAAGGUUGCGCAAGCAUAUUUAAUUCAUUGGCCUCGAAAAUUAAAAGUCCCGUUACAUGUUUGCAACACGGAGCAAAUAAUAUCCCCAUGAGCGAAUCCGUGCUGCAGUCGGCUGCCACUCUAAUACCUCAUAUAAUAUCGAAGAUAGAGAAUUCCGCAGAAUUCAUAAUAGUUGGGUACUCGUAUGGGACAUUAAUUGCUAUCGAGGUAAUGAGACUGUUGGAGGCCAGAAAUUUCACAGGAUAUUUAGUAUUAAUCGAUGGCACGCCUGACUGUGUGAGAACUAUGAAAGAACAUCAUUUUCCUUUCACCAAUCUCCAGGAAUUUCAAAACAAUAUUCUCCUAAAUCUUAUGGAUUUAUUUUACUCCAUCAAUAAUACAUCGAUUUUAAUACAAUUGUCCAAGCACGACACGUGGGAGAAGAAGUUGGAUGCUUUUAUCGAAUGUCUCCCAGACGAUAUUAUACAAUUGACUUCGAUUGAAAAUUACAAGACUUAUUAUACGAUAAUUUAUAAGCAUCUGAUCGCUGUUCACGAAUAUAAUGCGUCUUUACUGCCGCCACUGAAAUCACAUAUAUUGUUACUAAAACCCACAACGCCGUAUUUACUUUCUGCAGAUGAAAAUUACGGCUUGAAUAAGAUAACCAAAGGUAACGUACAAGUCCGCCAUGUCGAAGGUAAUCAUCUCACGAUGUUGGAAAGCAAUGAACUUGCUGAUAUUAUUAAUGAAAUAUCGUCUUAAGCAGUUAAGUUUUAUAAUGUUGAAAACUUCGCGAUUUUGUAAAUCGAAGGAGUUAAGGUGGAAUGUGAACAGGGAUACGCAGACAUUUAUUGUAAACAAAGCAAUGAUAAAAUCUAAUAAACUGGUAUAAACUAUAAGCUGGUAUAAACUAUAAGCUGCUGUAUUCUCUUAUAAUUUUUUAUGGUAAAUAUACCGGAAGAGAGAACCCAUCUCCAUUGACCUUAAUUUCUACAUAUAUUUUCAA